Molecule: messenger RNA, 1708 nt
Organism: Cryptococcus amylolentus CBS 6039
Lineage: Eukaryota; Fungi; Basidiomycota; Tremellomycetes; Tremellales; Cryptococcaceae
Exons: 4
Coding region: 171-1091 (306 amino acids)
Cellular component (GO): nucleus
Molecular function (GO): protein binding
Source: RefSeq, a predicted model, not a curated record
GACGCGCUUCACCGCAGCAACGGGCCAGCGGCCGCUUGUGCUUGUGCUUUCCUGGACAUGAGCUGCCACAUCCAGCUGUCAUCCAACCCUGGCUCGCGUCAGCAUACCCGCCCGCCCUAUACCACUGCACCCCCCCUUGAUUCAUGCGCUGGACGUAGCACCCGCCUACCAUGUCUGCUCAGCGCCCCCUCCAUUAUGACGCAUCACAGCCAUUGUAUGGCAUAUCAUUCUCCAACUCUACGUCCCACCCAUUCCGUACAGCGCUCUCCACAAUCACGACCGGCCUCAGCAACAAGCUGUGCAUCGUCGACCUCACUUCUUCUCCGAACACCUCUCAAUCCCAGUCACCCUACUACUCACAGCACAAUGGUACUUCCAAUAAUGGGGCUGCACCAGAGUUCAGUCAGAUGACUCAAACUUCGUUGAAUGUACCGGCUACCAAAGUUGCCUGGGAGCCCGGGGAGAGUCUGAGGCUGGACGAAGGCGGUCGCGGCGAGCUGGUCGCCAGCAGCGGUGAUGUGUUGCAUAUAUGGGAAGUUGCGGAGGAGCACGAAAGGGGAGGAGGUGGCUAUGUGGGAAAUGCUUAUGGAGGUGGAAGCUCGUGGUCGAUGAAGAAUCGGAGUGUCUUGAGCAAUGCCAAAGGAGCCCACGGAAGUUCACCUCCAAUAACAUCUUUCAGCUGGAACCGCAAAUCUCCCAAUAAACUCGUUUCCUGCUCUAUAGACACCACCGCGACACUCUGGGACAUCAACACCUCACAAGCCAUGACGCAGCUCAUCGCGCAUGAUCGGGCUGUGUAUGACUUGUCGUGGUUGCCGGAUUCUUCUGAUAUCUUUGUGAGCGUCGGAGCGGAUGGGAGCUUGAGGGCGUUUGAUUUGAGGCAACUGGAGCAUUCGACCAUUCUGUACGAGUCGGCAAACGAUGCGCCGCUUGCCCGGAUAGCGUUCAGUCAAAAGGAGCAGUAUGUCUCGGCUUUGGCGUUGCAUUCCUCGUCCCUGACCCCAUCACAGGCAUAUGCUGGCAUGCUUUGGCCUGGACGACUCCAAGGUGCUCAUCCUCGACAUGCGAUCGCCAGGCAAACCUGUCGCUGAGCUUGUCGGGCACCAAGCACCUCUUGGCGCCCUCGCGUGGGGCGCCACAGGACCGUCGAGCAGAAGUGAUACCACGGGAGGCGGCUGGCUGGCCAGUUGUGGUGACGACUCUCAACUGUUACUAUACGACCUCACAGCCCCCAUUUCCUCCUCCCGCCCAGCCUCCCGAUCAAACUUCAAACCACCCCCUGCCAAUCCCUCUCCAUACUCCGCCCUCUCUCCUUCUGCCACCCCCGCAUCGCAAAGGACACCAAGUCCCGCAGACGCAGUAGAGAUCCUGCCGAGCAAGGGGUGGACAGCAAGAGGGGAGGUGAAUAAUCUGGCUUUCACAAACAGUGGCGAUUGGUUGGGAUGUGUCAGCGGGAAUAGGAUGAGCGUUUUGCCAGUAUAGUGUGUAGAGUGUAUCAAUCGGGCAAGAACGCUGGGGUGGCAGAAGAAAGAAGUCAGAAGUGACGGGGACGACGUUAUGAAUCAACAAAACGACCUAGGAUAACGACCUAGGAUCUAUAGAUCUGCGCAUGUGUUCAUAGUCUUCUUAUAUAUAUACCCCCAUUCGUUUCUCGCACAUAGGUGUGAUAUGGCUGAAUUGGAUGUGAAUGACAUGCAAGCAUGGAAGA